AUGAUAAUUGAUACAACGGAAGUCCAAGAUAUAAAUUCUUUUUCCGGGUUGGAAUCUUUCAAAGAGGUCUACGGAAUUCUAUGGAUACUUGUACCGAUUUUGAUUCUUGUAUUAGGAAUCACGAUAAGUGUACUAGCAAUUGUAUGGUUAGAAAGAGAAAUAUCUGCAGGGAUACAACAGCGUAUUGGACCCGAAUACGCCGGUCCUUUUGGAAUUCUUCAAGCUCUAGCAGACGGAACAAAACUACUAUUCAAAGAGAAUCUUAUUCCAUCUAGGGGAGAUAUUCGUUUAUUCAGUAUCGGACCAUCCAUAUCCGUCAUAUCAAUUCUAAUAAGUUAUUCAGUAAUUCCCUUUGGCUAUAACUUUGUUUUAUCUGAUUUCAAUAUCGGUGUUUUUUUAUGGAUUGCUGUUUCGAGUAUUGCUCCCAUUGGACUUCUUAUGUCGGGAUAUGGGUCAAAUAAUAAAUAUUCCUUUUUGGGUGGUCUACGAGCUGCUGCUCAAUCGAUUAGUUAUGAAAUACCAUUAACUCUAUGUGUCUUAUCAAUAUCUCUAUUAUCUAACAGUUUAAGUACAGUUGAUAUAGUUGAUGCGCAAUCAAAAUAUGGUUUUUGGGGCUGGAAUUUGUGGCGUCAACCUAUGGGUUUCAUCGUUUUUCUAAUUUCAUCGCUAGCAGAAUGUGAAAGAUUACCUUUUGAUUUACCAGAAGCAGAAGAAGAAUUAGUAGCGGGUUAUCAAACAGAAUAUUCGGGUAUUAGAUUUGGUUUAUUUUAUGUUGCUUCCUAUUUAAACCUUUUUAUUUCUUCAUUAUUUGUAACAGUUCUUUACUUGGGCGGUUCAAAUAUCUUUAUUCCGUACAUAUCUGAGGUUUUUGAAAUAAAUAAAACAUAUGGAGUUUUUGGAACUACAAUUGAUCUCUUUAUUACAUUAGCUAAAACUUAUUUUUUCUUAUUCGUUUCUAUCCUAACAAGAUGGUCUUUGCCUAGACUAAGAAUGGAUCAAUUAUUAAAUCUUGGAUGGAAAUUUCUUUUACCUAUUUCUCUUGGCAAUCUAUUAUUAACAACUUCGUCUCAAUUGUUUUCACUGUAA
Messenger RNA from Trifolium pratense (red clover), 1086 nucleotides. Lineage: Eukaryota; Viridiplantae; Streptophyta; Magnoliopsida; Fabales; Fabaceae. The record is from the annotation of a RefSeq genome assembly.